AUGUUGGGACUUAUAGGGCGGCCAAUCAGAAUUCCAAAGGAGACGUAUGCUGUACCGGGCACAGCGGUGGAAAUAGUAGCACAUUGUAAAUAUGAUGUGACCGAGGAACAGGUGGAAUGGAGUAGAGUUAUCAUAGUGAAAGGGAAAGAUAAAGAAGAAAAGAUUUUCGGGGCGGACGUCAAGAAGCCUUUUGGAAAACUAACCAUCUCAGAAGGAAGCACGAUUACUCUAACAUUCGCCAAAUUUGGGCCUAAAGACGGCGGACAAUACACAAUAACCAUCACAAAAGAUCCUGAAGCUGAGAAGGACUCAGCAACAACUGAGCUUAUCGUAGAGGAUCCAAAACGAGAGAAGAAGAUAAAAGCGAUGUUCAAUGAAAUAGACAAAGACAAAAGUGGAGAGAUCACAAACGAGGAGUUAGCGAAAGCUCUGAGGAAAGCUAAUCCUGGCCUCGAUGAGGAGGAUGUUGACAUGAUGAUCAAAGAGAGCGAUGAGAAUGGGGACGGGGUUGUGGAGUAUCACGAGUUUAGCACGUUCAUGAAAAAGGCCGGAUUGUAG
Bolinopsis microptera is the source of this 558-nucleotide messenger RNA. RefSeq lists its product as uncharacterized. Gene Ontology annotation, molecular function: calcium ion binding. Lineage: Eukaryota; Metazoa; Ctenophora; Tentaculata; Lobata; Bolinopsidae. The transcript has 4 exons. The record is from RefSeq and is a predicted model, not a curated record. The coding region runs from base 1 to 558 and encodes 185 amino acids.